Medioppia subpectinata is the source of this 1041-nucleotide messenger RNA. NCBI's taxonomy places the organism in Eukaryota, Metazoa, Arthropoda, Arachnida, Sarcoptiformes, Oppiidae. The record is from the annotation of a GenBank genome assembly.
AUGGGCGGCACCAAAAACACUAUCAAAAAUAAUAAAUGCUCCGGGUUGGGCUCGGGUGGUAAAUGCGCUGUCGAUGCUAGUGCUAUGGAUUCUCAUAAUAUUAUGCUAUCCGUCGAGGAUUUAUUUUUUGUUCAAUUAUUAUCAUCGAUACUAUUGUUUAUCAUAAUAUUAAUCACAAUUAUCGGCAAUAUUUUUGUGAUAACGGCUGUCAUCACAACACCUAAACUGCAGAUCAGAUCCAAUUACCUGAUCCUAUCGCUCAGCAUCACUGACCUGUUGACAGGUGUGCUAUCGAUGCCGGUGUUUGCUUAUCACGAAGUGGUACACCUGAGUGAGUGGCGUAUGGGAUACGCCAUGUGUCACAUCUAUAUCUUCUUAACACACGUGUUAACAACGGUCUCAUUCCUCCACAUCUUCUUCAUAGCCAUCGAUAGGUAUCUCUCGGUGUCGAGGGUUGAGUACUCGCGCCACCCGAGCCUAAGGCCGGCGCGGGUUAUGAUCGCCAUUUCGUGGACACUACCCCUGGCGAUGGGUGUGGGCCUAACGGUUAACCAUAUCGGUGCCGAUCUGUUGUACGUGGAGAGUAUAGGCGCACAUAUUUGCCUGUUUGUCGACGAUCCCGAUCGUUUAACUUUAGCUUCGCUUUCAAUUGGACUAAUAUUGCUCGUGGUCAUUUAUUCGCUCUAUUAUGGCAUUUAUAAAAAAUCGUGUGAAUUUCGUCACAAAACCCAAACUAAAGGCAAUAAACGAUCCAAAGCUAGUACUCAACGGCAAACGUCAACCAAUCGGGCGCUGAGUUGUGAGUUUCAAGUGGCCGUACGUUCGAUCAUAAUUACCCUGGCGUUUACCAUAUGCAUGUUACCCUAUAUCAUAAUGUCCUUUACGAUUAAUAUUAAUCAAGAAUUAAAAUACCAGAUGUUAGCUGUCAUGCAUUUAAUUAUAUGGUUUGUUUAUAUCAAUUCAAUGCUUAAUCCAAUCAUUUAUGGCUCGUUUAAUGGCGAUUUCCGGCUGGCAUUCAAGCGAUUGUUAGAAAAAACUUAA